UUUUGUUUGACAACUCAGCUGUCAGCUGACAAGACAUGAAACCCCGCACUAUUAAAAAAUUAUUGGAAUUUGGAAAUAAAAACACAAUAAAACUGUUCUAUACUAGUUUAGUGAAAAUUGAUUAUGAAUUUUCUAUGUAACGCACUUAGCAUUGUCAGUGUCACCAGUAUUUAUUUCUACAAAUUCUCAUUGCAAUGCUGUGUUUUCGAUGAACGAAUUUCAUUAUCAAUAUUGUUUUUGAAUGACGUGUAAUGUUUCCAACGGCGGACUCUGAGGAUAUUUCGCAGGUCACGUCAUUAACAACAAAGUCAGCUGCUUCUAGCGAUGCCCAAAACUCGGUUGAAAAUACUCAAGUCGCAACACAACCGAGCAACAGGGAGUUAACACUCAACAUGUUAAUUAAAGAGAUGUUAUUUUGUUUGGCCCUGGCCCUGACCACGUACGGGGCCCUGCACAACACACCUACAAAGGUAUCCAAACAUCCACAAGCCACAAGGUUUUUCAGACCAGACUCAGUAGUUCAGGAUUGGUACAGAGGUCAGCUCAACAAUGUGCUAGCCAGUGUCAACCGCGUGGAUGUUUCAUUUGUUAUGUAUUACGCACCGUGGGACGCAGAGUCCCAGUAUGUAAGGGGAGAGUUUGAGAAAGCUGCUUAUAUAUUAAAAGAUCGUGUUCUGUUUUCUGCAAUAAACUGUUGGAACCCAGGAAGUGAAUGUAGGUUACAUAAUAGUAAAAUAUCAUCAUGGCCUAUUUUAAUGGCUUAUACAACCAUAUCAACAGGAAUACUUUACUAUGGACCUCGAGAUGCUCACAGUAUGGUGAACUUUUUAGAAAUUAUGAUGAAGCCCUUGAAAAGAGUGUCAUCAUCUGAGGAGCUUGUCAAUUUACUCUCGCGUUGCGAUGCAGUAGCAGUUGGGUACACUCCGUUAACUGACACGUCAAAGUAUUACAAUACUUGGUACACUGUCGCGUUAAAGUCCCGGGAGGCAGAUAUUCUUGGAGAGAUAUGUUUCGCGGCUGUCACGGCCGAGGAACUUGCGGCCGAGUUAGGCGUCGAAAGUGUGCCGAAUGCUCGGCUCAUGUUGUGGAAUGAUACCAAGGAGUACAUAUCACGAGACGGUGAUCUACAAGCUUGGAACCACUCAUCGCUAAUGCAUUGGGUUUUGGACAACUUCUCACAGCCAGUGGCGAGAAUAAUGCCGUUGUGGCGAAAGGCGUUCAAUUUCGAGAGAUAUGUCGACGGCAAUCCAAUAUUAAUACUCUUUACUCCACUCAAUCCGCUGUAUGAACAACUGCCGUCGUACGCCUUGAUGCGUGAAGUAGCAAUGGAAUACUACAACUGUAAGGGCAAGCCCAGUAGUCAAUGGACGUCAGAACUACAAAAAUUACAACAAGUACAGAGAUUAAUGUAUCAACAAAAGAACUACACAAAGUUUUGUAAUGAGUUCAAAUUCAAGAAACCUAUAAGAAAACAAAGCAGGUUCUUCAAGAAAGGGGUCGAGUCCCAAAAUAAUAAAUACCCAUGGUAUAAUUCUACCCAUAAACAUCACAAGAAUGGAGUUUUUAAUUUCCUAUUAAAAAGAGGUUUUACUACUUCGAAAGCUGUUGAAAGUGUUGAGGAGAGCUCUCAGUUGCUCUCAUCACUAGACUGGUUGCAAGAAUGUGGUAUGAAGGCGUUGCCGGCUGAAAGGAGUUUUUAUGAGCACUACGAACAGUGUCAGUCCUUUGAAGAAAGCUUCAAUCAUGAUCACGAUGUUCCCGAAGUUGAAGAAGUAGAAACUACAAUGCUGCCAUUUGAAGACGACCCACUAUCACCCGAUAACCUUCUACAAGACAGUGUGAAACACUUUUGUAAAGUAUUUCGGUUUGCACAAGAGUGGGGAGCGCCUAUCUAUCCCUCCCGGCAACCAGAUGUCGAUGAACGUCGGAUAAAUAUAACGCAUAUUGAAGGAUUGUCAUGUGCGCGAAACUUCAGCUUACACAUGAUCGCUGUCGAUAGCGUGAGGAACCAUCACUUUGCUGAAUCGCUUGGCAUUGAUAUCAGUAAUAAGAAGGAUAUGACUGCAGUCGUUAUUCUGGAUAGCAAGCACGAAAGCCAGUACGUAUUGUCAGAGGAAUACAACGCUAAGUCAAUAAGGGAGUUCAUAUCGAACUUCACGAACAAAGAUCUGAAGCGUUCGCUUCGCUCGCACGUGUACGAUACUGCUCACACACAUUACUUCGGCUCCGACGGCGAGACAGCACAGAUGGGCAUCAGCAAUACCUCCGUGUAUAUAGAAGACCUCACUUCCAGAGGUUUCAGGAGAAUGGUGAAGACUCCGGGCACGAUGACGCUGGUGGCGGUAUGCGGCGGCGCGUGCAGCGCUCUGACGUCACGCGCGCUGUGGGCGGCGCGGCGGCUGCUGGCGCCGUGCGGCCUGCGCCUGCGCCUGGCGCGCCUGGACGCGCUGCGCCACGACCUUCCCUGGCACUACACCGUGCACCACUACCCCACGCUGCUUGUGUUCCCCGCGCACAGGCGCGGUGAGGCAGACAGCCAGUCGUACCCGAGCGAGGAGCGCGUGACGGCGGCGGGCGUGGUGGCGCUGGCGCUGCGCUCGCUGGCCGCGCCGCAGCACUUGCGCGUCCGCCUCGCCUUGUGCUCGGCUGUGCAGAGUCUAACCGACAAAAGGAUAUGUCUAAAAGACAUAAAGGAGCACGUGACAUCUGUCAUCGGCAGGAAUCUUAAGUAUUGGAGACAGGUUGAAGACAAUGAGCUUAAAGAAGCCUUAUUUAAAAGACUGCAACACUUACACACACUUGCUUUGGACUUAAGUUUAUUUCAUAUAACCGAUCUCAGUCCGAAUUGUGUGAAACAGACAUCACUACUGGACUCCCUUAGCAUACUAGCCAAGAACUGGGAUAUCGAUAUCUCAGUAACAAGAAAUAAUGCCACUUUCACAUCACUACGAGAGAGAAGUUGAUAUUAGAUUUAACUUUGUAAAUAGUGUACAUUGCUCAUAUAGAAAUAUGUAACUAUGUUAUUUAUUUUUGAAGCCCGAAGUACUAUUAAAUGUUGAAAACAAAUAUA
This is a messenger RNA of Helicoverpa zea (corn earworm), 3070 nucleotides long. RefSeq names its product thioredoxin domain-containing protein 11. The transcript has 12 exons. Lineage: Eukaryota; Metazoa; Arthropoda; Insecta; Lepidoptera; Noctuidae. The record is from RefSeq and is a predicted model, not a curated record. The coding region runs from base 252 to 2963 and encodes 903 amino acids.